UACAAAGUAGAGCGGUAUCACUUUUAGUUACGUGAUAUUCCGACUAAUUCUUAGUAUCCUUAAAUAUAAUAAUAAAAAAAAGCAAAAGUUCUUGUGAUAAAACAGAAGAUAUUUAUUCAAUUAAUUUGUGAAGAAACAGACUAACAUGAAGAUACUUUUCACAUUUUUAUGCGUGGCAAGCCUCGCAUUAUCAAUAAAAGCUGGAAUACCUGAUUGUAUUCAUGCUGGUUAUUCUUACCCAGCUCCGUCUGUUUCACUUAGUGCGCCAGCUAUUUCAGUAGCUGCUCCCGCUGUUUCUGUGGCAGCACCCGUUGUAUCAGUCACUGCAGCACCAAUUUACAAAGCAUCAAUCGCACCAGCGGUGACAUACGCUAAAACAGUUGGAGUAGCAUAUGCAGAUCAAUCCCCAGCCUCAAAAUAUGCAGCCGUUGUUCCUGCCGUAUCAGGUUACGCCACAUCCAGUGGCGCUGUUUCUAACUUAAUUUCUCCGCCAGUAAUCUCUAAGACAUAUCUACCUGCUGCACCAGCUAUAGCUAAAGUAGCAUAUUCCGCCGCACCAGCUGUGUCAUAUGCCGCCGCACCAGCCGUAACAUAUGCCGCUGCCCCAGCUGUCGCUAAAAUCGCCUAUUCUCAAGCAGCCGACGUAUCGCAUUCUUACUUCUCCGGAGGUGCUGCCAAAGUUGCAUAUGCUGCUCCAGCUGUCGCCGUUUCUGCUGCACCUGCCAUUGCAAAGGUAGCAUAUUCAGCACCAGCGGUAACAUCGUAUUCUUCAGGUAUUGGUCUUGCUAACGUUGCAUAUGCGGCAGCCCCUGCCGUUGCCAAGUAUGCCACAUACUCGGCUCCAGCAGUUAGUAUCGCCGCUGCACCAGCUAUUGCAAAAGUAGCAUAUUCAGCACCAACUAUAACCUCAUAUUCUACAGGAUAUGGUGUCAGUAAGCUUGCAUCGUACGCCGCUCCUGCAGUCGCAGUGACCGCCGCACCAGCCAUAGCGAAGGUAGCCUAUGCCGCUCCAGCAGUUAGCUCGUAUUCUACAGGCUAUGGUGUGAGUAAACUAGGAUCCUAUGCUGCUCCUGCCAUCGCUGUAACCGCUGCACCAGCAAUUGCAAAGGUAGCAUACGCCGCACCAGCCGUCAGCUCGUAUUCCACAGGGUAUGGUAUCAGCAAGCUAUCCUAUGGUGGCUAUGCGUCUCCUGCUGUUACAAAGGUAGCAUAUGCAGCUCCAUCAAUAGCUUCAUACUCAUCUGGUCUUGGUUUCGCCAAGGUUGCUUCUUAUGCUGCUCCAGCAGUUAGUGUUGCCGCCGCUCCCGCCGUAGCUAAAGUCGCCACAUACGCCGCACCUGCAGUCACAUAUUCAGCAGCACCAGUCGUUUCGAAAGUAGCUUAUGCAGCUCCAGCUGUUUCAUAUGCAGCACCAGCUGUGGCCAAAGUAGCUUAUGCUGCUCCAGCUGUUUCAUAUGCAGCACCAGCCGUGGCCAAAGUAGCCUAUGCUGCUCCAGCUGUUUCAUAUGCAGCCCCCGCGAUUUCCAAAGUAGCUUACGCUGCUCCGGCUGUAUCUUAUGCCGCUCCGGCUGUAUCUUAUGCCGCUCCGGCUGUUUCCAAAAUAGCUUAUGCUGCCCCAGCUGUUUCAUAUGCCGCUCCCGCUGUUUCCAAGAUUGCCUAUGCUGCCCCAGCUGUCUCAUAUGCAGCUCCAGCUGUAUCCAAACUAGCCUAUGCUGCCCCAGCUGUUUCAUAUGCAGCUCCAGCGGUAUCCAAAAUAGCCUAUGCUGCCCCGGCUGUUUCAUAUGCAAGUCCUGCCAUUGCUAAAGUAGGUUAUGCCGCUUCAGCUGUCUCAUAUGGCGCCCCAGCCGUUUCAUAUGCCGCUCCGGCUGUAUCUAAAGUCGCUUAUGCUGCCCCAGCUCUUUCAUAUGCAGCUCCAGCUGUUUCAAAACUCGCUUACGCUGCCCCAGCCGUUUCAUAUGCAGCUCCAGCUGUUUCAAAAAUUGCUUAUGCCGCUCCAGCUGUUUCAUACGCGGCUCCAGCUGUAUCCAAAAUAGCAUAUGCUGCUCCCGCUGUUUCAUAUGCCGCUCCGGCUGUUGCCAAAGUAGCCUAUGCAGCACCCGCUGUUUCAUAUGCGGCUCCAGCUGUCGCAAAGGUAGCCUAUGCCGCACCUGCCGUGUCAUACUCAGCAGCUCCUGUUGUCUCUAAAGUUGCUUACUCAGCAGCGCCUGCUGUUUCCACAGCUUACGUUUCAGCACCAGCUAAAAUUGCAGUAGCUGCUGCUCCAGCCCUUUCUGCAUCUUAUGUAUCUGCACCAGCUGUUUCUACCUCAUACGUUUCUGCCCCGGCUAAAGUUGCUGUCGCCGCAGCACCGAUUGUCGCCGCAGCUCCUGCUGUUUCAACAGCUUAUGUUUCUGCUCCCGCUAAACUUGCUGUAGCUGCCGCUCCAGCUGUUUCAUAUCACACCACCGGAGCUGGUUAUUCAGCGGCUGGUUAUCAUGGAGGUGCUGCAUAUACCGCUGGCAUUAAGGUGGCUGCCGCUCCAGCUGUUGCAUAUCAUGCAGGUUCUGCCGGUUAUUCGGCAUCUUAUCAUGGAGGAGCCGCCCAUCUUGUCGGUGCUGGUGCUGUGAAAGUGGCUGCAGCUCCCGCUGUUGUUAGCUACGCAGGUCACGGUGGCGGCCUUCUUGCUGGACACGGAGCCGGAUUAAUCGCAACAGGACAUGGAGCCGGGUUAGUUUCAUCAGGGCUUGGGUACGGAUAUUAUGGAGGUCUAGGACAUGGAGGAUACGCCAGUGGAGGAUACGCCAGUGGAGGAUACUAUGGUGGAGGAAUCCGCUAUGCUGCAGCCGCACCAGCUGUUGCUACAUAUGCAGCUGCCCCAGCUGCAUACAUCAAAGCUGCAGCCCCUGCAGUUAUCAAGCCAGUGAUUACAAAACAAUUGGAAUAUUAUGACGAUCAUCCUCGCUAUGCUUUCGAAUAUGGCGUACACGAUUCCCUAACAGGAGACAUCAAACAUCAAAAAGAAGAACGAGAUGGUGAUGUAGUUCAAGGUGAAUACUCCUUGGUUGAACCUGAUGGUAAUGUUCGCACUGUCCAUUACUACGCCGAUUGGGAAACUGGAUUCCAUGCAACUGUAACAAACAGCAGAGAUCAGGUCACAAAAGUCAUUGCAAAGAGAAACUCCGCCAAGGCGUAAGGACGCUUCAUAAAAAUGGAGGAAGGACAUUAUUUCUAAUGUAAAAUAUUAAUACUUGUAAUAAUGAUGAUAAACGUGUAGUAGUUGCGCGAUAAGAAAUUUUUUUUGUCUUAUUUUUGUUUUUAAUUUAAUUUUUGAUCGUUGAUUUUCUUGCCAUUUGACAAUAAUAUGUUUUAUUAUUCUUCUAUUUCAUAUUCAUAUAUAUAUAUAUCUAGGUGGUUUCAUCCACAUUUAGAUUGUCAUCAUCUAUCUCAUUGCUUUGAAAAAUACAAUUCAUAUUUUGUUACUAAAAAUUGUAAGGAAUGGAAUAUAAAACUAAAUCUUUUCUUGUUAAAUUUAGAUAAAUUUUGCCCCAUCACUGCUGAUAUUUCUGAAUAUGCAUUCAUAUUUUACUUUGCACUCAUACAUCUUUUUUACAUUAUGUAAAUAUUUAUUAAAAAUACAUAAACUAGACACUAUCACGUAUUGAUUUUUAUCAUGAUUAUUCGAAAAGGACACCGAAGAACAUAAGCGGAAUUUUCAUUCUUUAUUAAUCUUUAACUAACUGACUUCCUUAAAUCCAAUAUUGAAAAUAUAAAUUUUCCAUUUGCCUGAAUUUUCUACUGAAUGAAAAGCCCGCUAGUGUCCACGAUAUUCUGAUUUCCACCAAAAUGGAAUAAAUGAAAACACAUUCUCUCCAUCAAAUGAAAUAGAUUCAUGUAUCUAAUAUGCUUUGAAUCUUUAAACAGUUUGUAUUAUUGUUUUCCUCACAUAUGUAUUACGUAUUUUAUAUUUUUUGUGAUAAAAUUUGUCAUACGUAUGAAAAUGUAUUGCUAAACGACAGAAUAAAAUUUUAUAUCUUUUGUAUAAAUAGUGAAAUGUGUAAAUAUAUUUUUUCAAAUAAAAUCAAAGAAAAUUGAAUGAA
Hermetia illucens (black soldier fly) is the source of this 4076-nucleotide messenger RNA. It is a transcript of the gene Cpr76Bd, whose product is annotated as ice-structuring glycoprotein. Lineage: Eukaryota; Metazoa; Arthropoda; Insecta; Diptera; Stratiomyidae. The record is from RefSeq and is a predicted model, not a curated record. Bases 146 to 3172 code for a protein of 1008 amino acids. The transcript has 4 exons. Gene Ontology annotation, cellular component: extracellular matrix.